UCAUUCUGUCGGAGACUUCGCGAUGCGAAGUGAAAACCGCGAUAGCCGAAGAUGGGUUUCCUGGAGGAUACUUUCGUGAUUCUCGUAACACAGGUGGAAAUUCGUUUCCACUGAGAAAAUCAGUUUUUCAACCCGGAACCGGUUUAUAGGUUAUAAAGAGAGUAUACGAUGGUGUCUUAAUACAGUGUAUGAAGAAUCAAAAAAGAAAUAGUUUACUACUGGCAAUAUUUGAUGGUGGAAAGUUUAAUGUAAAACUCGGCACUGACAAAUUUUUCGAUUAUAUAUUCUAAAAAGUUCAUCGUCGAGUCUUUGUAACGACGAUUUCCUGUACAUUUUUAAUGUUUAUGGAUAUAUAUAUAUAUAUUUGUCUCCCUCUAGCAUAUGAUAUGUCAAUGUCGAUGAUACUGUGACGAUGUGAAUUAUGAAAUGUAAUUUUCUUCUUAGGAGGAUGGAUGUUCUUUGUGAAGAAACUGUUCAGGGAUUAUGAGGUUCAUCAUAGGCUAGUGCAAUUAAUUUUCUCAGCGACCUUCUCACUGUCAUGUACCAUGUUUGAGCUAAUUAUUUUCGAGAUAGCGGGGGUACUGGACUCAAGUUCUAGAUAUUUCCAUUGGAACGCCGGCCUUUACAUGCUUCUGUUUAUGGUGAUAGUACUGAUACCAUUUUACAUAGCAUACUUUAUCAUCAGCAAUAUCAGAUUUGUAAGACUGAAUCUAAUACGGCCAUUGACAGUCGUCAUAUACUUUUUCUAUCUUUACCUGUUCUGGAAAGUGGGCGAUCCUUUCCCCAUAUUAAGCCCCAAGAAAGGGCUGCUGUCUAUAGAACAGGGUGUUAGUCGAAUAGGAGUUAUCGGUGUCACCGUGAUGGCUCUCCUCUCGGGUUUUGGCGCUGUAAAUUACCCGUACACUUCGAUGGCUUAUUUCAUGCGUCCGGUCUCUUAUGCGGACGUACAAUCAAUAGAGAGACGACUGCUGCAAACCAUGGAUAUGAUUAUCGCGAAGAAGAAAAGAAUUGCGUUAGCCAAGAAAGGAGAAGCCGACGGGCAGACCGAAGCCCGAUCUCGACUGUGGGGGAUGUUGAAUCCGUUGAGCGGUACGAAGGGAAAUCAAGAAACUAUCAAGCAGUUGCAAGUCGAAGUCGCCGCUUUAGAGGAAUUAUCGCGACAGUUGUUUUUAGAAGCGCACGAUAUACAAAACGCGAGAGAACGCUUGGAAUGGGCCGCCACUUGGCAAGGAAAAUACUUUAAUUUUUUGGGUUACUUCUUCUCUCUAUAUUGUACUUGGAAGAUAUUUAUUUCUACAAUCAACAUAGUGUUCGACCGAGUCGGCAAAAAAGACCCGGUGACCAGGGGAAUCGAGAUAGCAGUGCAUUGGAUCGGUUUUAAUAUCGACGUUACUUUCUGGUCACAGCACAUCUCUUUCUAUCUCGUCGGCUGUAUUGUCGUAACGUCCAUACGCGGAUUAUUGUUAACUUUAACAAAGUUUUUCUACGCUAUAUCCAGCAGCAAAUCUUCAAAUAUUAUUGUACUUAUACUUGCUCAAAUAAUGGGGAUGUAUUUUGUAUCUUCUGUACUUCUUAUGCGGAUGAACAUGCCGGCGGAAUAUCGAAUCAUAAUAACGCAAGUCUUAGGAGAACUGCAGUUUAAUUUUUAUCAUAGAUGGUUCGAUGUUAUUUUCUUGGUAUCAGCGUUAUCGUCGAUAGUGUUUUUAUAUUUAGCUCAUAAACAUGCGCCAACGGAACGCGUAUAAAUGUGAAAUAGGCACUUUCUGCUGAAAGAAAUCGUUACAUAUAUUUUAUUAAAUCUAAAUCCGACGAUUUUUUGUUAAACAAAUAAUCCAAAUAUUAAAAUAUUUUUGCUGUUGAACAGCAAAAAUGAUAGGAAAUUAUAAAUUUAGAUAUCAACUUCACGGCCAAAUGUUGUUUUAUUUGGAUACAUGGUAUUUUAUGAUAAAUUUAGAGAAAUGUAUAUUCUCUUAAAUUAAUUACAUAAAUGUGUAUAC
Molecule: messenger RNA, 1997 nt
Organism: Dinoponera quadriceps
Lineage: Eukaryota; Metazoa; Arthropoda; Insecta; Hymenoptera; Formicidae
Gene: GPHR
Product: Golgi pH regulator
Exons: 8
Coding region: 453-1745 (430 amino acids)
Biological process (GO): intracellular pH reduction
Cellular component (GO): Golgi cisterna membrane
Molecular function (GO): voltage-gated monoatomic anion channel activity
Source: RefSeq, a predicted model, not a curated record